ACCACACGAAACCUGUUCCACUUUAUGACUACAUAAAAACAUUCAAGUAAAUAUCUUUUUGCUGCGGUUUUUAUUUUCUUUCCAAAAGAUUCAUUCUUGUGACCAGAGCGCCUCAAAUAUUUCACGUGUGAAAGUGUUGCAAUUUUCUCUCUGUCACAUUUUCCAUCUCGGCUCAAUCGAGUUGCGGGCGCCCGCUGGGGGUGAGAAAACUGCCCGUGUGCAACUUUUUCCGCCAGCGAUAUUAGCUACACCUGCACAUGAAAAAGCUCACGUGCGACCAACUCUUUAUGAUUCUUUGUCCGUUAGCCGCCAUGUGGGCAGCCCGUGGGAGUCGCUGGUGGGACGGCGCAAUUUCCAGCAGAGCAGAGCAGAGAGGAGAAAAGCCUGAAAUGUAUGCCUUCAUCUCGCUUUCAAAAGGCAUGUCCUGAUCAAGCGUUUCGCUGUGGCGACCCCGAACGGGACAAGCCGCUUAUCCUCACAAGGUUCGCAGGGAGUGCUGGAGUCUAUCCCAGCUGUCAACGGGAAGGAGGCAGGGUACACCCUGAAGUGGUUGCCGGCCAAUCGGAGGGCACAUGGUCCGUCGCCGCCCGUCUCUCUCUCGCGGGGAACCCGACGCGUCUCCCCGAAGAUCGGGCGGCGGACCUGCCGCCAUGUCGCCCUUCCUGCGCAUCGGCUUCUUCGGCUUUGAGAUGGAGCCGGGCCUGGAGUACCAGCGGGAGACGCUCAGCCCUUACUGCGCCGUCCGCAUGAAGGAGGCGGUCGACACAGAAAAGGGGCAGGUGUACAAGCAGAAGAAGCCCACCAUGUACCCCCCCUGGAGCACCACCUUCGACGCGCACGUCCACCGCGGCCGCGUCAUGCACGUGAUGGUGAAGGACCGCACGGCCGAGCUCAAGUCGGAGGCCACCGUGGCGCUGGACUCGCUGGCCGCGCGCUGCAGGAAGGAGAACGGCAAGCUGGAGAUUUGGUUGGACUUGAAGCCGCAGGGCCGCCUGCGCAUGGAGGCCAAAUAUUACCUGGAGACCAGCGACACAGCGGGGCAGGCCGACAGCGAUUCCGAGCGCGAGGUUCCGUUUGCCCUCCAUCAUCGGCGCGGCGCCAUCAAACAGGCCAAAAUUCACCCGGUCAAGUGUCACGAGUUCAGCGCCACCUUCUUCCCGCAGCCGACGUUCUGCUCCGUCUGCAAAGAGUUUGUGUGGGGCCUAAACAAGCAAGGUUACCGGUGCGGGCAAUGCAACGCGGCCAUCCACAAGAAAUGCAUCGACAAGGUCAUCGCCAAAUGCACGGGGUCGGCCGUCAACAGCAAGGAAACCAUGAUUCACAAGGAGCGCUUCAAGAUCGACAUGCCGCACAGGUUCAAAGUGCACAACUACAAGAGCCCGGCCUUCUGCGAGCACUGCGGGACCCUCCUGUGGGGGCUGGCCAAGCAGGGGCUCAAAUGUGAGGAAUGCGGCAUGAACGUCCACCACAAGUGCCAGAAGAAAGUGGCCAACCUGUGCGGCGUCAACCAGAAACUGAUGGCCGAAGCGCUGGCCGUCAUCGAGGGCAGGCAGCAGGCCAGAACCACCAAAGACGCCGACAUCGUCGGUCGGGAAGGUCCCGUCGGCGUCAACCAGCCGGGACUGAUUUGGGCCGGCGCACCCGACACGAGUUUGGCAGCUUCCGCGCCGCCUGCAAAGGUGCAAGGCGUGUCCUGGGAGGGACCGGCAGUCGCCGACGGGCCGCCCGACGACGAGGAGGAAGAUUACCUUUACGAUGUUCCCAGGCAGGAUCGGCCCAAGUUCUCCAUCGACGACUUCGUCCUGCACAAGCUGCUGGGGAAGGGCAGCUUCGGCAAGGUGUUUUUAGCCGAGCUGAAAGCGAGCGCUCAGUUUUUCGCCAUCAAGGCUCUGAAGAAGGAUGUGGUUCUGAUGGACGACGACGUGGAGUGCACCAUGGUGGAGAGGAGGGUCCUCGCUCUGGCCUGGGAGAACCCCUUCCUCACCCACCUGCACUGCACCUUCCAGACCAAGGAGAACCUCUUCUUCGUCAUGGAGUACCUGAACGGAGGCGACCUCAUGUUCCACAUCCAGAACUGCCGCAAGUUUGACCUGCACAGAUGCACCUUCUACGCGGCCGAGAUCGUCUGCGGCCUUCAGUUCCUGCAUUCCAGAGGAAUCAUCUACAGGGAUCUGAAGCUGGACAACGUGCUACUGGACUCCGAAGGCCACAUCAAGAUCGCGGACUUCGGCAUGUGCAAGGAGAAGAUGUCGGAGGAGGCCAGGACGUCCACUUUCUGCGGGACGCCGGACUACAUCGCUCCCGAGAUCCUGCUGGGCCAGAAGUACAACAGCUCGGUGGACUGGUGGUCGUUCGGCGUCCUGCUGUACGAGAUGCUGAUCGGCCAGUCUCCCUUCCGCGGCCGGGACGAGGAGGAGCUCUUUCAGUCCAUACGCACCGACGACCCCGCGUACCCCCGCUGGCUGAACCAAGACGCCAAGGACAUCCUGAUCAAGCUGUUUGUCCGAGAGCCCGAAGAGCGGCUGGGAGUGAAGGGAAACAUCAGGCUGCACGGCUUCUUCGGCGCCACCGACUGGAAGGCCCUGGAACAGCGGAAGGUGGUGCCCCCCUUCAAGCCGACCUCGACGUCCGCCAGCGACUGCAGCAACUUCGACAAAGAGUUCCUCAACGAGAAGCCGCGCCUGUCGUGCGCCGACCGGGCACUCCUGAACAGCGUGGACCAGACCAUGUUCCGGAACUUCUCCUUGGUCAAUCCGGGCAUGGCCCGCGUGGCGGCGCGCUGCUGAACUCUUUCACCAAACUUUUAAAGCAAAGAGAUUUAAAAUAAAAUAAAAUAAAAACAGCGGCUCUGGCCCUGCGGCCGAAUAAGACAAAAACUGACAGGUUCAACGUCACUUAAAUGGUCAUCAUAAAUGUCAAACCACAUUUUAAUGAAUGUAAUUCAUUAAUCGUAGCAACUAUUCAGACCUCUUGUUUUUUUUUUUUUUAAAUCGCGGUGCUUUUCGUGGAACACACGACGGACUUUGGACUGUCAAUCCUCUUGUCAUGUUUACAUUUCAAUUUUGUUACCGUACCUCAGAAGUGCCGAUGGCGCUGGCCGUUUGGACUUCAAUAAUAAAACGCGUGAUGUCCAUGA
Syngnathoides biaculeatus (alligator pipefish) is the source of this 3136-nucleotide messenger RNA. RefSeq names its product protein kinase C, theta (gene prkcq). The record is from RefSeq and is a predicted model, not a curated record. NCBI's taxonomy places the organism in Eukaryota, Metazoa, Chordata, Actinopteri, Syngnathiformes, Syngnathidae. Gene Ontology annotation, molecular function: ATP binding; diacylglycerol-dependent serine/threonine kinase activity. The coding region runs from base 573 to 2786 and encodes 737 amino acids. The transcript has 19 exons. Gene Ontology annotation, biological process: peptidyl-serine phosphorylation; intracellular signal transduction.